AUGUGUGUGGAACUGUACAGCUACACUGAGAACAUGGAAUUCACCACUAACAGGAGGUGCUUUGAAGAAGACUUCAAGACUCAAGUGCAGGGCAACGAGUGGCUGGAACUGGAGGAAGAUGCCCAAAAGGCCUAUGUGAUGGGACUCCUGGACCGGCUGGAGGUGGUCAGUAGGGAGCGGCGGCUGAAGGUGGCCCGGGCUGUUCUCUACCUGGCCCAGGGUGCUUUUGGGGAAUGUGAUUCAGAAGUUGAUGUGCUACACUGGUCCAGGUACAACUGCUUCCUGCUUUAUCAGAUGGGGACCUUCUCGGCCUUCCUGGAGCUACUCCACAUGGAAAUUGACAACAGCCAGGCCUGCAGCAGCGCCCUCCGGAAGCCAGCCAUCUCCAUUGCCGACAGCACAGAGCUGCGGGUGCUGCUGAGUGUCAUGUACCUGAUGGUGGAAAACAUCCGCUUGGAGCGAGAAACCGACUCCUGUGGGUGGAGGACGGCCCGGGAGACCUUCCGUGCUGAAUUGAGCUUCUCCGUGCAUAACGAGGAGCCAUUUGCCCUCCUGCUCUUCUCCAUGGUUACCAAAUUCUGCAGCGGCCUGGCCCCCCACUUCCCCAUCAAGAAGGUCCUGCUUCUGCUGUGGAAGGUGGUCAUGUUUACUCUCGGUGGAUUUGAGCAUCUCCAGGUUCUCAAAAUACAGAAGCGGGCAGAGCUGGGCCUGCCUCCCCUGGCUGAGGACAGCAUCCAGGUGGUACGGAGCAUGCGUGCCGCCUCCCCACCCUCCUACACCCUCGACCUGGGCGAGUCUCAGCUGGCGCCUCCACCUUCCAAGCCGCGUGGCCGACGUGGCUCUCGGAGGCAACUCCUUACCAAGCAGGACAGCCUGGACAUCUACAAUGAGCGGGAUCUCUUUAAGACUGAGGACCCAGCCCCAGAGGAGGAAGAGGAGUCUGCUGGUGACGGAGAACGAGCCCUGGAUGGGGAGCUAGACCUUUUAGAGCAGGACCCUCUGGUGCCGCCACCACCCUCCCAGGCACCCCUCUCUGCCGAGCGGGUGGCCUUUCCCAAGGGCUUACCCUGGGCCCCAAAGGUCAGGCAGAAGGACAUUGAGCACUUCCUGGAGAUGAGCAGGAACAAGUUCAUCGGCUUCACUCUGGGGCAGGACACAGACACCUUGGUUGGAUUACCUAGGCCCAUCCAUGAGAGUGUGAAAACCCUAAAGCAGCACAAGUACAUCUCCAUUGCCGACGUCCAGAUCAAGAACGAGGAGGAGCUGGAGAAGUGCCCCAUGUCUUUGGGGGAAGAGGUGGUCCCAGAGACCCCGUGUGAAAUCCUCUACCAGGGCAUGCUGUACAGCCUCCCCCAGUACAUGAUUGCCCUACUUAAGAUUCUGCUGGCUGCAGCCCCCACCUCCAAGGCGAAGACAGACUCAAUCAAUAUUCUGGCAGACGUCCUGCCCGAGGAGAUGCCCGUCACUGUUCUGCAGAGCAUGAAGCUGGGCAUUGAUGUGAACAGGCACAAAGAGAUCAUUGUCAAAAGUAUCUCUGCCUUGCUCCUGCUCCUCCUGAAGCACUUCAAACUCAACCACAUCUACCAGUUUGAAUAUGUGGCACAGCAUUUGGUGUUUGCCAACUGUAUCCCCUUGAUCCUGAAGUUCUUCAAUCAAAAUAUCUUGUCCUACAUCACUGCCAAAAACAGCAUCCCGGUCCUGGAUUACCCCUGCUGUACCAUCCAGGAUUUGCCGGAGCUUACUACCGAGAGUCUGGAAGCUGGAGACAACAACCAGUUCUGCUGGAGGAACCUCUUUUCCUGCAUCAACCUCCUGCGGCUGCUCAAUAAAUUGACCAAAUGGAAGCAUUCCAGGACCAUGAUGCUGGUGGUGUUUAAAUCGGCCCCAAUCUUAAAGCGGGCCCUCAAGGUCAAACAGGCCAUGCUGCAACUUUAUGUCCUGAAGCUGCUAAAGAUACAGACCAAGUACCUAGGGCGCCAGUGGAGGAAGAGCAACAUGAAAACCAUGUCAGCCAUUUACCAGAAGGUGCGGCACCGCAUGAAUGAUGACUGGGCCUACGGGAAUGACAUCGAUGCCAGACCCUGGGACUUCCAAGCGGAAGAAUGCACACUGAGGGCCACCAUCGAAGCCUUUAACAGCCGUCGGUACGACAGAGCCCAGGACUCUGAGUUUUCACCUGUGGAUAACUGCUUGCAGAGUGUUCUGGGCCAGAGGCUGGAGCUGCCUGAGGAUUUCCACUAUUCGUAUGAGCUCUGGCUCGAGAGAGAGGUGUUCUCCCAGCCCAUCUGUUGGGAGGAGCUACUGCAGAGUCACUGA
This is a messenger RNA of Orycteropus afer afer, 2316 nucleotides long. RefSeq names its product striatin interacting protein 2 (gene STRIP2). Gene Ontology annotation, cellular component: cytosol. The record is from RefSeq and is a predicted model, not a curated record. The coding region runs from base 1 to 2316 and encodes 771 amino acids. Gene Ontology annotation, biological process: cytoskeleton organization. The transcript is spliced from 20 exons. NCBI's taxonomy places the organism in Eukaryota, Metazoa, Chordata, Mammalia, Tubulidentata, Orycteropodidae.